AUGCAACCUGUUUCUCGCACCUGCGAGCACCUCGCCUCUCCAAACCCAUGGACCGUCUUCCUCGCCGCCUUCAUCCUCGUGGGCGUCCUUGUCUCCUACCUCCCCCAACACAUCAAGAUCAUCUCACGCCGCAGCUCCGAAGGCCUGUCGCCAUGGUGGGUGCUACUCGGCGGACUGUCCGGCAUGGCCGCCAUUGCCAACAUCCUCGUCUUGCCGGCCAGCAGAGCAGACAUGCGAUGCUGUAAAGAGGUCAGCGGGGGCGAGUGUGCUGCUGCGCUGUUGGGCGUGGCGCAGAUUGGGUUGCAGUGGAGUUGCUUCAUGUUCAUCGUCCUCCUCUUCCUCAUCUUCUUCCCCACCGACGACGUCGACCUCACCUCCUCCACCGCCUCCCUCACCCACACCCCACCCCCGAAACGCCGCGACGCAGUAAUAGUAGGCAUAAGCGUGCUCCUCGCCCUCCUCACAAUCGGCAUCGCCUCCCUCGUCGUCAUCUUCGCCUUCCCCCACCACGUCGCCCAAACCUGGGCCAACGUCCUCGGCACCGGCUCGAGCGCGCUCGCCAUGGUGCAAUACCUGCCGCAAAUCUACUUCACCUGGCAAAUGGGCGAGAUCAAGAGUCUGAGCAUUCUGACGAUGCUGAUACAGGUGCCGGGGGCGUUUUUGUUUGCGCUGAGUUUGUGGUUGAGGGUGGGGUGGGAGGGCUGGAGCACGUGGACGGUGUUUAUUGUUACGGGGUUUUUGCAGGCCUUCUUGCUCGCGCUGGCGAUUAGGUAUUAUUUUGCGGCCAGACGGCAGGAAGUGGUGGGCGAGUCCGAUGGUGAGAGUGUUGAUCGGGAGGCCGAGGGUCCCAGCGAGACCACUGCUUUGCUUCCUAACAGCAGUCGGAACGGGAAAGCCUCGACGACAAGACGACGAAGCACCGAAAGGAGAACAUAG
Molecule: messenger RNA, 936 nt
Organism: Neohortaea acidophila
Lineage: Eukaryota; Fungi; Ascomycota; Dothideomycetes; Mycosphaerellales; Teratosphaeriaceae
Exons: 2
Coding region: 1-936 (311 amino acids)
Source: RefSeq, a predicted model, not a curated record